Messenger RNA from Sapajus apella (tufted capuchin), 5318 nucleotides. RefSeq names its product ATPase plasma membrane Ca2+ transporting 4 (gene ATP2B4). Gene Ontology annotation, biological process: calcium ion transmembrane transport; regulation of cytosolic calcium ion concentration. The record is from RefSeq and is a predicted model, not a curated record. Lineage: Eukaryota; Metazoa; Chordata; Mammalia; Primates; Cebidae. Gene Ontology annotation, cellular component: membrane; intracellular membrane-bounded organelle. Bases 1068 to 4577 code for a protein of 1169 amino acids. The transcript is spliced from 22 exons. Gene Ontology annotation, molecular function: ATP hydrolysis activity; P-type calcium transporter activity; ATP binding.
CGGCAAAGAAAGCUGAGGGGGGAGAGGAUUCCUCCCCUUUCUUUCCGCAUUCCCCCUUAAGACGAACCAGGAAGCAACUGCAGUAAUCGGGCCACCUUAACAGUAGAGUAAUGGUUUGGCCUCGUGCCAAGUCCCACCUCUGUUCCAGCUCCCGCUCCUCCCCUCUCUCUUCCCGCACUGCCUGGGGAGAGCUGGUGAGCAGGAGUCUGGCCCGAGUUAGCUGGAGCUGUUGCCAUGACAAGCAUUUUCUUAAGAAAGCUCCGCUGUUGAGAUCGUCCAAAGCUGGGGGCUGGGAGGGGGGCACGAACUUCCUGGGAAACCGUCCCUCCGAAGAGAGCAAGAUCAGAGACACCCGCGUAGCUCCCCUGCACCCGUUUUCUUUCAGGAAUCUGAGAGGUCCUUCCCAUUGGAAGGGCAGGGGGAGGAGACCCAGCCCACUCCCCGGCCUCAGCCGGAAAGGCAAGAGGGCAAAGCCAGCAUCUCUCGCUUGGUUGCCACACUGGGGAGACUGGUGGUGGUCACCCCACCCUACCCCCAUCCAUGGAAACCUGGAGGGAGAGUCCCGCUUGGAGAAACCUGGAUCUUUGCUAGAAAGAGAGAGAUCCAGUUGUCAUUGGUAUCCAGGAAGCUCUCCUCUUCCUCCUCCUGACGCCUCUCUACUACUACAGUUGCUGGUUGUUGCUAAGGUUGCUGCCAUGGUAACAUGCACAUCCUGUUUACACCUUCAUCUGGGCAAGUUGGUCUAAGCUAGGAACCUACCUACCCUGGACAACCACUUCCAUCACCACCUGGGGACACCAAUCAUCGUGACACGGAGUUCGCCUUCCACUCAGUUCCCCCAGCUUCUUCCUCCUCUCGCUGCCAGACUUCAUACAGAAGAAAGGAUCUAGGCUUGGGACUGCUACUUGGAAGCUUAUUGCACAAGAUAUAUUCGAUCUGUUCCCUCACUGGGCCCCCAGAGAAGCAGGAAGUAGAAAGAAGUUGGGACAGGAAGGCAGGAGACACUGGUCAGUUGAAGGGAAACGCUACAUCUUCUCUGGCUGAGGGGCUUGGUAACGGCAGGCAAAAUGACGAACCCAUCAGACCGUGUCUUGCCGGCCAACUCAACGGCCGAGAGCCACGAAGGGGACUUUGGCUGCACAGUAAUGGAACUGAGGAAGCUCAUGGAGCUGCGUUCAAGGGAUGCACUGACCCAGAUUAAUGUCCACUAUGGAGGUGUACAGAAUCUCUGCAGUAGACUGAAAACCUCCCCUGUGGAAGGUCUAUCUGGGAACCCUGCGGAUCUGGAGAAACGCAGGCAGGUGUUUGGACACAACGUGAUCCCUCCCAAAAAACCCAAGACCUUCUUAGAAUUAGUGUGGGAAGCCCUUCAAGAUGUCACACUCAUCAUCCUGGAGAUUGCAGCCAUCAUCUCCCUGGUCCUGUCCUUUUAUCGCCCAGCUGGUGACGAAAAUGAACUGUGUGGUCAAGCCGCAACUGCCCCAGAAGAUGAAAAUGAAGCACAAGCCGGCUGGAUUGAGGGGGCAGCCAUACUUUUCUCAGUGAUCAUCGUGGUGUUAGUGACUGCCUUUAAUGAUUGGAGCAAAGAGAAGCAAUUCCGAGGGCUGCAGAGCCGCAUUGAACAGGAGCAAAAGUUCUCCAUCAUUCGAAAUGGUCAACUCAUCCAGCUUCCUGUGGCUGAGAUUGUGGUGGGUGACAUUGCCCAAGUCAAAUACGGUGAUCUGCUGCCUGCAGAUGGGGUCCUGAUCCAAGGGAAUGAUCUGAAGAUUGACGAGAGCUCUCUGACGGGGGAAUCCGACCAUGUCAAGAAGUCCCUGGAGAAAGACCCCAUGUUGCUCUCAGGGACCCAUGUCAUGGAAGGUUCUGGCCGGAUGGUGGUGACUGCUGUGGGUAUCAACUCUCAGACUGGAAUCAUCCUUACUCUCUUGGGGGUCAAUGAGGAUGACGAAGGGGAGAAGAAGAAGAAAGGUAAAAAACAAGGAGUCCCUGAAAAUCGCAACAAAGCAAAGACCCAGGACGGAGUGGCCCUGGAAAUCCAGCCACUCAACAGCCAGGAGGGAACCGACAAUGAGGAAAAGGAAAAGAAGGCAGUCAAAGUACCUAAAAAGGAGAAGUCAGUGCUCCAGGGCAAGCUGACUCGCCUGGCAGUUCAGAUUGGGAAAGCAGGUCUGAUCAUGUCUGCUCUCACGGUUUUCAUCCUGAUUCUAUACUUUGUGAUUGACAACUUUGUGAUAAAUCGCAGACCAUGGCUCCCUGAAUGUACUCCCAUCUACAUCCAGUACUUUGUCAAGUUCUUCAUCAUCGGCGUCACUGUACUGGUGGUGGCUGUGCCAGAGGGGCUGCCUCUGGCUGUCACCAUCUCACUGGCCUACUCUGUGAAGAAAAUGAUGAAAGACAAUAACCUGGUACGGCACUUGGAUGCUUGUGAGACUAUGGGCAAUGCCACCGCCAUCUGCUCUGAUAAGACAGGCACGUUGACCAUGAACCGCAUGACUGUGGUGCAAGCUUAUAUUGGGGGUAUCCAUUACCGUCAGAUCCCAAGCCCUGAUGCCUUCCUGCCCAAAGUCCUGGACCUUAUUGUCAAUGGCAUUUCUAUCAACAGCGCUUAUACCUCCAAGAUUCUGCCUCCAGAGAAGGAAGGAGGCCUGCCUCGGCAGGUGGGCAACAAGACCGAGUGUGCUCUGCUGGGCUUUGUCACAGAUCUGAAGCAGGAUUACCAGGCCGUGCGUAACGAAGUGCCUGAGGAGAAGCUCUACAAGGUGUACACCUUCAACUCAGUGCGCAAGUCAAUGAGUACUGUCAUCAGGAACCCCAAUGGUGGCUUCCGUAUGUACAGCAAGGGCGCCUCCGAGAUCAUCUUGCGCAAGUGUAAUCGAAUCCUGGACCGGAAAGGGGAAGCAGUGCCAUUCAAGAAUAAAGACCGAGAUGAUAUGAUACGCACUGUCAUCGAGCCCAUGGCCUCUGAUGGACUCCGGACUAUCUGCAUAGCUUACCGGGAUUUCGACGACGCAGAGCCCUCUUGGGACAAUGAGAAUGAGAUCCUCACCGAAUUGACCUGUAUCGCAGUGGUGGGCAUUGAGGACCCUGUGCGCCCAGAGGUGCCAGAUGCUAUUGCCAAAUGCAAACAAGCUGGCAUUACUGUCAGAAUGGUGACAGGUGACAACAUCAACACAGCCCGGGCCAUCGCCACCAAGUGUGGCAUUCUGACACCUGGGGAUGACUUCCUGUGCUUAGAAGGCAAAGAAUUCAACCGGCUCAUCCGCAAUGAGAAAGGCGAGGUAGAGCAAGAAAAGCUGGACAAGAUCUGGCCUAAACUUCGGGUCCUGGCGCGAUCUUCUCCCACUGACAAGCACACCCUGGUGAAAGGCAUCAUUGACAGCACUGUUGGGGAACACCGGCAGGUGGUGGCUGUCACUGGUGAUGGCACAAAUGAUGGGCCUGCUCUGAAGAAAGCGGACGUUGGUUUUGCCAUGGGCAUCGCAGGCACAGAUGUAGCAAAAGAGGCUUCAGACAUCAUCCUAACAGACGACAACUUCACCAGCAUUGUGAAGGCAGUGAUGUGGGGACGAAAUGUCUAUGACAGCAUCUCCAAGUUCCUGCAGUUCCAGCUCACUGUCAACGUGGUGGCCGUGAUUGUAGCCUUCACUGGAGCCUGUAUCACUCAGGAUUCCCCAUUGAAAGCGGUGCAGAUGCUGUGGGUGAAUCUAAUCAUGGACACAUUUGCUUCGCUGGCCCUGGCCACGGAGCCCCCUACGGAAUCCCUGUUGAAGCGGCGCCCCUACGGCCGAAAUAAGCCUCUGAUCUCACGCACUAUGAUGAAGAACAUCUUGGGCCAUGCGUUCUAUCAGCUCAUUGUCAUCUUUAUCCUUGUCUUUGCAGGUGAGAAAUUCUUUGAUAUUGAUAGUGGGAGGAAGGCACCUCUACAUUCACCACCCACCCAGCACUAUACAAUUGUUUUCAACACCUUCGUGCUGAUGCAGCUCUUCAAUGAAAUCAACUCCCGAAAGAUCCAUGGAGAGAAGAACGUCUUUUCAGGCAUCUACCGCAACGUCAUCUUCUGCAGUGUAGUCUUGGGCACGUUCAUCUGCCAGAUUUUCAUCGUGGAAUUUGGGGGUAAACCCUUCAGUUGUACAAGGCUCAGCCUGUCCCAGUGGUUGUGGUGUCUCUUCAUUGGAAUUGGAGAACUUCUGUGGGGCCAGAUCAUCUCUGCAAUACCUACCCGAUCCCUGAAGUUCCUGAAGGAGGCUGGGCAUGGCACCACCAAAGAGGAGAUCACCAAGGAUGCCGAGGGGCUGGAUGAGAUUGACCAUGCCGAGAUGGAGCUGCGCCGAGGCCAGAUCCUCUGGUUCCGGGGCCUGAACCGUAUCCAGACUCAGAUCGACGUAAUUAACACAUUCCAGACGGGAGCCUCUUUUAAGGGAGUCCUAAGGCGACAGAACAUGGGUCAACACCUUGAUGUAAAACUUGUUCCUAGUUCAUCCUAUGUAGCAGUUGAACCAGUCAAAUCCCCCACCACUUCUGUUCCUGCUGUUUCAUCUCCUCCUAUGGGCAAUCAAAGUGGUCAAAGCGUUCCAUAGUUCUCUCCACGAAAGCAUUCAGAAACCCUACAGCCAAAACUCCAUCCACAACUUCAUGACCCACCCUGAAUUUGCCAUAGAUGAGGAGUUGCCACGAACACCACUCCUGGAUGAGGAAGAGGAAGAAAAUCCUGACAAGGCUUCUAACUUUGGGACUAGGGUGCUCCUGUUGGAUGGUGAGGUCACUCCAUAUGCCAACACAAACAACAACGCGGUGGAUUGCAACCAAGCGCAGAUCUCCCACGCAGACAGCCCUCUACAGAGCCUAGAGACAUCAGUGUGAAUUUCCUUUCUCUGACUCUCAUUCCUAUUUUCCCUAUUUUCUUUUUCGUCUGUCCCAUCUAUAAGGUGAUGAUGGGACUUUUCAUUGUCAUGUCACCUGCUGUGUUAACAGCAGUAUGUGUGAACCCCCACCUGACCGUGAAGAGGCAAGAGCACAGACCUACAAGGAUUUCAACUUAAGCUUGACUUGGGGUUUGUAGCAGGACCCAGUCAAACCCCAGGCAGGUAAUGGUAGAAUCUGCUCCUUGGUAGUCAGUUGUCAUUUGUAAAGAAAUGAUGACAAUCCUCUUGACAUCACCCACCCACCUUCUCCCCUGAUGUUCAUCUCCUGAAUUCUGGAUUUUGUCCUUUAAGUCUGUGCCAUUUAUAAGCUAAGUUAAGGGUUCAGAGGGAGACAAAUAUCCCCAAGUGGACUACAUUGAGACAGAGAUGGAAUAUAUAAAAUCAGCCAGUAGUGUG